AUCAUGCAUCAUACGUAUCUAAAGGCAUCUGUGAGUAUGCUUCAAUCGGUGGCGGAAUUUGUCUCGCAAUACUCACCGCAGGCGGGUCAACAGUCGUUGUCAUCUCUCGCACUGGUGGCUGCUGCAAUUUUCUGCAUUGUGAAUGUCUUAGUAAGCCUUGUUCGGAAAAGGAAACUUGCUGUAAAGUCCGUGGAUGGAAUACCGGGACCUAAAGGUCACUGGCUAAAGGGACAUCUUGAUUAUGCACGGUUUGAUGGAGGUGGACUUCAAUUCCACGAGAAAUGUGCUUUAGAAUUCAAAACUUGCUACCGUCUGUGGUUUGGCCCGCUUAAGCCACUGGUAGUCUUGUGUCACCCAGAAACCGUCAAAGUCAUUCAGUCCAGUAAUGCACCCAAAGAAAAACUUGUAUACAACCUUGUCAGGCCUUUCAUAGGGGAUGGCUUGGUAACUUCAUAUGGAGACAAGUGGUUUCGAAUGAGAAGACUCCUCACUCCGGCUUUUCACUUUGAGAUUCUCAAGCCGUACGUUCGAGUUUUCCAGGAAUCCACCAAUGUACUUCUGGAGAAAUGGUCUUCUCAACAGAGUGGCGAGGUGGAGUUGUUUCAUCAUGUUAGUCUGAUGACAUUAGACUCCGUUCUCAAAUGUGCGCUCAGUUACAGAACCAACUGCCAGACUCAAAAAAAACAGGAUCCUUACAUUGUGACUGUUUAUGAAGCUUCGAACCAGAUUUUGAACAGACUAAUGAAUCCCCUCAUUCAUGACGACACCAUCUACAAGCUGACGCCUGACGGAAGAAGGUUCCAUAAAAACUGUGCCUUUGUUCAUGCUAAAGCAGUUGGAAUAAUAAAAGCAAGGCGUAAAGCUCUAGAGGAUGAUGAGGAAAUGGAGAAACUCAGGAAAAAGAAGCACUUGGAUUUCCUAGAUAUUCUACUGGAGGCGAAGGACGAAAAUGGAAGCGGCUUAACAGACGAAGAAAUCGUCGGGGAAGUCGUGACAUUCAUGUUUGCAGGGCACGAUACAACGGCAAGCGUCAUUUCGUGGACUUUGUACAAUUUGGCCAGAUUCCCGGAGCACCAAAAGAAAUGCCUGGAGGAAAUUGAAGAAGCGUUCGGAAACGAUGAUGAGAUGGAGUGGAAGCAGCUCGGCAAACUGAAAUAUCUGCUCAUGUGCAUUAAGGAGAGUUGCCGGUUAUUCGCCCCAGUCCCCAUAAUCAGUCGAACAUUGGACAGGACCUAUGAAAUUGAUGGUCAUUCCGUGCCGGAAGGAACUUGGGUGAUGACCAACAUCUACGCUUUACAUCUUAACCCACACGUGUGGAAGGACCCUAAGAAGUUCGACCCACUGCGCUUCACGACUGAAAACGCCAAAGAUAUGUCACCGUAUGCCUUCAUUCCGUUUUCGGCUGGUCCAAGGAACUGCAUUGGACAAAACUUUGCCCUGAUGGAAGUCAAAUUGUCUGUGGCUUUGAUCAUACGCAAGUUCAAGUUAUCUGUUAAUCGUGACUGUUGCGUACCAAUCGAUGACUUGAUUCCAGAGCUAAUUUUGCGAGCUAAAAAUGGGAUAAAAGUGAAUAUUUCCCCUCGAACUUAAAAAAACACAAACACACACCGCUGUAGACAGCAUUCGGUACUGAUAACUUACAAUCUCAAGAAUCCACAAGUAAGAUUUCAACGAAAAGCCCUCCCAACUGAUAUAUUUGCUACCACAAGUGUUUUCAAAUACGGGUUGCAAAACCGUUGUAAAUAGUUAAAUAAGCGCAGUAAUGCUGAUAACGGCCUUAGCAAGUAGAUAGAUGUAAACGACAUUUAUAACAGACAGCAAGGUUACACGCAUUUUAAACCAAAACAAGACGCGUAUGUGCGGGGAACUCGAGCUUCCCAUAUUGUAAUUUCUGAAUUUUCUAUUUUCAUAGUUCGAUAUUUGGAAAGACCGCCAAUGUUAUAUGUGUUUGAGACUGACCAUUAACUACAAUAUAGUAAAAGACCUUACUUGAAAAAUGGUAGUAUUUAAUGCAUCGUUGCUGUGUAUGCAGGUUCUUUUUUUUAAUUAAAAUUUGCAUUCUUCCUACG
This is a messenger RNA of Stylophora pistillata, 2069 nucleotides long. RefSeq names its product cytochrome P450 4F1. Gene Ontology annotation, molecular function: oxidoreductase activity, acting on paired donors, with incorporation or reduction of molecular oxygen; heme binding; monooxygenase activity. The record is from RefSeq and is a predicted model, not a curated record. NCBI's taxonomy places the organism in Eukaryota, Metazoa, Cnidaria, Anthozoa, Scleractinia, Pocilloporidae.